This is a messenger RNA of Bipolaris zeicola 26-R-13, 1398 nucleotides long. RefSeq lists its product as uncharacterized. Bases 1 to 1398 code for a protein of 465 amino acids. The transcript is spliced from 4 exons. The record is from RefSeq and is a predicted model, not a curated record. Lineage: Eukaryota; Fungi; Ascomycota; Dothideomycetes; Pleosporales; Pleosporaceae. Gene Ontology annotation, molecular function: monooxygenase activity; FAD binding. Gene Ontology annotation, biological process: secondary metabolite biosynthetic process.
AUGACAGUUCCUCAGCCUAAAACAGCAGCAUCGACUAUGCAGCGCAAACCCCCUACGGGAAUGUCUGUGCUGGUAGUAGGCUCUGGAUUGGGAGGCUUGACAUUUGCAAUUGAAGCAUAUCGACAAGGCCAUGAUGUCCAAAUCAUCGAGAAGCGACCCAAGCUUGAAGACUUUGGUGAAGCCAUGAUAAUCCAGGCGCCAAUUCACAAGGACUUCAAGGCAUGGCCAGGCUUUUUAGAGAAGGUGCUUAAACACACAGUCCAACCCUCUGAAAUCCAUUUGUUCCAGCAUAAUGGAAAGAGUCUGGGCAAUUUUCCACUUGGAACUCCAGAGCUUCCCUCUCUAGCUGUUAAUCGACUUGGUAUGCACAUCGAGCUUGCGCAAUACGCGAAAGAUUUAGGGAUCGAGACUCAAUACUCAACUCAUGCCGCUGAGUACAUGGAGACUGAUGAUGCCGGGGUUGUGGUUCUGUCAGACGGUCGCAAAUUGACUGCAGACGUAGUUGUCGCAGCCGACGGUGUUGGAUCGAGGUCAUGGAAGUUGAUUCUCGACAAGUUCGAGAAGCCCGUCAGCUCAGGGUAUGCAAUUUACAGGGCAGAUUUUCCUACUAGCGACGCUAUGAAGAACCCCAUCAUUGCAGAAUACUUCAAUGGGGCUGAAACCAGGAUGGAGCUACAUUUUGGACCGAAUGCUCACGGCGUAAUAACGAAAAUGCCGCAUCGUAUUUCCUGGGCCUUGACCCACAAAGAUACCGGGCAUGCAAAGGAAGAUUGGUGGUGGACUACCUCAGCAGACGAUGCAUUACCAUUCGUGGAGACAUGGUCACCGUUCGUGAAAGAGAUUAUCAAAUUUACGCCAGGUAAUUCGUGCAUUGACUGGCAGUUGAUGUGGCGCAACCCGCAACCAAAGUGGGUUUCACCAAAGGGACGCGUAGUUCAGAUUGGUGAUUCCGCACACACGUUCUUGCCCAGCUCUGCAAGCGGUGCUAGUAUGGCCAUGGAGGAUGGUUUCUCGCUUGCAGCUUGUCUGCAGAUGGCCGGGAAGCAAGAAAUACCUCUUGCCAAUCGAGUUCACAACAAGCUAAGAUUUGAGCGUGUUGCAUGCGCCCAAAAGAUGGGCUUCAAGAAUCGCCAGAAGUUCCAUACCUCCGAUUCUGCCAACGCUGAGGAGAACCCAGAAAGCAUUGGGAAUUUCACUGGGCAAUGGCUUUUGCGUCACGACCCCGUGGGGUACGCUUACGACAACUUCCAAGCUUGCGCAGACCAUUUGCUCUGGAGAACUGAGUUUAAGAAUACAAAUCUCGUACCAGGGCAUACUUUCAAACAGUGGACCGUGACGGAAUUUCUUGAAGCUCAAGAGCAAGGCAGGGUUGUUGAGGAAGAUGGAGACUGGUCCUAG